This is a messenger RNA of Hylaeus volcanicus, 2130 nucleotides long. RefSeq names its product histone-arginine methyltransferase CARMER-like. The transcript is spliced from 9 exons. The record is from RefSeq and is a predicted model, not a curated record. NCBI's taxonomy places the organism in Eukaryota, Metazoa, Arthropoda, Insecta, Hymenoptera, Colletidae. Gene Ontology annotation, molecular function: protein-arginine N-methyltransferase activity. Gene Ontology annotation, biological process: peptidyl-arginine methylation. Bases 133 to 1878 code for a protein of 581 amino acids.
UUAAACGAUACUGACUUUAUCACAAAAGCUGUGCUUUAUUAAAAAAUCUUGUCCCUCUAAUUUCAUUUUCGUACAUUAAGAAUCUUGUUUAAAUUUUUUUUUGAAGUCCUUUAUCGUAUAACAUCGAAGCAAAUGUCUUUAGAAAAUUUAUCACAACCUUUGAAGGAAUACAACAACAUUAUAGACCCUCAACAGUUAAAAGAACAGGAUACACAAGAAUGUACACCCAGCAUAACAAUAUCACCUCUGGAUGGAUGUGAUUAUUCUUUAUUUCCUUUACUUAAGAAGAAACAUCAAGGGACGUAUAAAUUUCAUGAGUCAUCGCCAGGAGCAGCUCCGUCUUUAAUGCUUUACGAUCAAAGCCCUCCUAUAGGCUGCGCUAUCUGGUCGUCUCUAAUAAAUCAAUUUCAAGUAAUAUCCAUCAAUACCACUACUAUUUUGUUGGUUACUAGUACAUGCGAUAGUGGCGACAAUUGUAAAUCAGCUUGGCAACAACAUGAAAACAUUAACACUGUACAAAAUAUUCCUUCCAUCAAUACAAUGUCUAAGGAUUUUGUAGAGUUAUCUACUUCAUAUACAGCAUCUUCAAACUGUCCGUCUGCUGUUGUAAUAAAUUUUAUAUCUGACGAGAGUCGUCAAAAAUUUCAAUCUCAAUAUAACAAAGCAUUGACGUUUUCAAGUGCAACUCGUUCUCAUUUAGAUGCCAGCGAUCCUUCUACCGUUACAUCUUAUUUUCAUUACUACGGGAAAAUGAGUAAUCAAAUGAAUAUGCUUCAAGAUAGCGUUCGUACAAAAAUGUACUACAAUGCAAUUUUGUUGAAUUCGAAAUGUUUUGUAACAAAACGUGUAAUGGACGUUGGUGGAGGUUCGGGUAUAUUAUCUCUUUUUUCUGCUCAAGCCGGAGCCUCAUCCGUAUAUAUUGUUGAAGCUUCUUCUUCUGCUCUAGUUGCUUCUGCUUUGGUGGAAGCCAACACGAAAUGGGGAUCGUACAUGAAAGUCAUUAAUUCUACUGUAGAAAAACUUGAUUUAGUAAAGGAUUUAGACGGAGAGAAAGUUGACAUUCUGGUGUCUGAACCCAUUGGCACUUUCAUUUUUAACGAACGAAUGAUUGAAAGUUAUCUUUUUGCACGUGAUAUGUUUUUGAAACCUGGAGGUACAAUGUAUCCUAAUCGUUGUCGUUUGUUUCUUGCACCUUUUUGUGAUCCUGUACUUUACAACGAUAUCAGUAAUCGUCCAAACUUUUGGAGUGAUCAAAAUUUUUAUGGUGUCGACCUUCGAAGUGUUUAUCAAAAAGCAGCCGACGAAUUAUUUAGGCAGCCUAUUGUCGAUUAUAUUGAUCCGAACAAUCUGAUAACUACUGAGUGGCACUGUGAAGUAUAUGACUUUCAAACACUUUCCCGCGACUCACUCUCAGAUAUGACAAUCGAAUAUCGAUUUCCUAUACAAUUUCCAUGCUUAAUUCAUGGUAUAGCUGGUUGGUUUGAUGUUCAUUUCGAUGAAGGAGAACACUCUGUAGAGUUUUCUACCUCACCUUUAUCCCCUCCAACUCAUUGGUAUCAAAUCCGAUUCUUGUUUCGUAUACCAAUCGCCGUCAAUCCUGGACAAGUUGUAUGUGGAGUUUUGAGAAUGAACGCAAAUCCUCAACAGUCCUAUUACAUUACUGCUGAAGCUAUGAUUGAGGGAACAAACACAUACACAAGCACUACUGUUAUUGAUCUUAAGGAUCCGGAUUAUCGGUACUAUUCUAGUCCACAUUCACUUUAUAUACCCACAAUACGACAGCAACCACAGAAAAAUCAUGUUGGAGAAAAGGAUGCUUCGUACAAGGCUAACAAGGAAACUUUUAAUGACAAUGAAUCCAUUGCCUGUACGAACUGAUAAAUAUUUUGUGAUUUUAUAUGACUGAAUUAUGAAUACUUUCAAUUUGUACUCUUCCAAGUUACACAAGGUAUCACCUUUUUAACAUUUGAACAAAUAUAAUUAUUAUAAAUCUUGAAUUCUCUUAAAUGUUACUCUUCAUCCAUUAGUCAAUUACAAUAGUAACAUGCACCGUGACCUGUUCUCGACAUUAAAAUCGUUAUUUUGCACCUUUAUUCGAUUUAAGGCGAGCAACACAAACACAUGAAUAUU